Molecule: messenger RNA, 10886 nt
Organism: Dipodomys ordii (Ord's kangaroo rat)
Lineage: Eukaryota; Metazoa; Chordata; Mammalia; Rodentia; Heteromyidae
Gene: Usp9x
Product: ubiquitin specific peptidase 9, X-linked
Exons: 41
Coding region: 319-7014 (2231 amino acids)
Biological process (GO): cell migration; protein deubiquitination
Cellular component (GO): cytosol; nucleus
Molecular function (GO): cysteine-type deubiquitinase activity; cysteine-type endopeptidase activity
Source: RefSeq, a predicted model, not a curated record
UUUUUUUGGCCUUGCUGGAUCCGCCAUAUUGACGAGGACUGGUCUCCGGGGCUGCGGAAGGUUUGGGAUGCGCCCCGGUUAAGGCCUUGUUCUUGAGACCGACUUUUGCUGCCUCCCGCCUCCGCGUGUCCUGGUUCUGAGAAGACGCCCGUGUUGUGCGGUUAUGCAAUGGUCUCUGCAAGAUGGUUUAUUCUUGAAUUGGAGCUUUUUAAGACUGACAAAUGCUGGUACUUCAUCUUCUAUAAGUGGACUAUAAUUUCUUUUCUCAAGACAACUACAUAAGCAGACAAAAUUGCAAAGAUCUGCCCUGUGUCGAGUAUGACAGCCACGACUCGUGGCUCUCCAGUAGGAGGGAAUGAUAACCAGGGCCAGGCUCCUGAUGGACAGUCUCAGCCCCCCCUCCAACAGAAUCAGACUUCAUCGCCUGAUUCUUCCAAUGAAAAUUCCCCGGCAACUCCUCCAGAUGAGCAAGGUCAAGGUGAUGCCCCACCACAGAUUGAAGAUGAGGAACCUGCAUUUCCACAUACCGACUUGGCAAAGUUGGAUGAUAUGAUCAACAGGCCUCGAUGGGUGGUUCCUGUCUUGCCGAAAGGGGAAUUAGAAGUGCUUUUAGAAGCUGCUAUUGAUCUUAGUAAGAAAGGCCUUGAUGUUAAAAGUGAAGCAUGUCAGCGAUUUUUUCGAGAUGGGCUAACAAUAUCAUUCACUAAAAUCCUUACAGAUGAAGCAGUGAGUGGCUGGAAGUUUGAAAUUCAUAGAUGUAUUAUUAACAAUACUCAUCGCCUGGUGGAGCUAUGUGUGGCCAAGUUGUCCCAAGACUGGUUUCCACUUCUAGAACUUCUUGCCAUGGCCUUAAAUCCUCAUUGCAAAUUUCAUAUCUACAAUGGUACACGUCCAUGUGAAUCAGUUUCAUCAAGUGUUCAGUUACCUGAAGAUGAGCUCUUUGCUCGUUCUCCAGACCCUCGAUCACCAAAAGGUUGGCUAGUCGAUCUUCUCAACAAAUUUGGCACAUUAACUGGGUUCCAGAUGUUGCAUGAUCGUUUUAUAAAUGGAUCAGCAUUAAAUGUUCAGAUUAUAGCAGCCCUUAUUAAACCAUUUGGACAGUGCUAUGAGUUUCUAACUCUUCAUACAGUGAAAAAAUACUUUCUUCCAAUAAUAGAAAUGGUUCCACAAUUUUUAGAAAACUUAACUGAUGAAGAACUGAAAAAAGAAGCAAAGAAUGAAGCCAAAAAUGAUGCCCUUUCAAUGAUUAUUAAAUCCUUAAAGAAUUUAGCUUCAAGGGUUCCAGGACAAGAGGAAACUGUAAAAAAUCUAGAAAUAUUUAGGUUAAAAAUGAUACUUAGAUUAUUGCAAAUUUCUUCUUUCAAUGGAAAGAUGAAUGCACUGAAUGAAGUUAAUAAGGUGAUAUCCAGUGUAUCAUACUAUACCCAUCGUCAUGGUAAUCCAGAGGAGGAAGAGUGGCUCACAGCUGAACGAAUGGCAGAGUGGAUACAGCAGAACAAUAUAUUAUCCAUAGUUUUGCGAGAUAGUCUUCAUCAACCACAGUAUGUAGAGAAGCUAGAGAAGAUUCUUCGUUUUGUCAUCAAAGAAAAAGCACUGACCUUGCAAGAUCUUGAUAAUAUCUGGGCAGCACAGAAAUCCUAUCAUGAAGACUAUGACCCACAAACUGUCAGGCUGGGAAGUAGAUACAGUCAUGUUCAAGAAGUCCAAGAACGGCUUAACUUCCUUAGAUUUUUGUUGAAGGAUGGCCAACUGUGGCUAUGUGCUCCCCAGGCAAAACAAAUAUGGAAAUGCUUAGCUGAGAAUGCAGUUUACCUUUGUGAUCGUGAAGCCUGUUUUAAAUGGUAUUCCAAAUUGAUGGGGGAUGAACCAGACUUAGAUCCUGAUAUUAAUAAGGACUUCUUUGAAAGUAAUGUGCUUCAGCUUGAUCCUUCCCUAUUAACUGAAAAUGGAAUGAAAUGUUUUGAACGAUUCUUCAAAGCUGUGAAUUGUCGAGAAGGAAAACUAGUAGCAAAAAGGAGAGCCUAUAUGAUGGAUGAUUUGGAGUUGAUAGGAUUAGACUAUCUUUGGAGGGUUGUGAUUCAGAGUAAUGAUGACAUCGCCAGCAGAGCAAUAGAUCUCCUUAAAGAGAUCUACACAAACCUUGGUCCAAGACUACAGGUCAAUCAGGUGGUCAUCCAUGAAGAUUUCAUUCAGUCUUGUUUUGAUCGUUUGAAAGCUUCUUAUGAUACAUUGUGCGUUUUGGAUGGUGACAAAGACAGUAUUAAUUGUGCAAGACAGGAAGCUGUUCGAAUGGUUCGAGUAUUAACUGUUUUAAGGGAAUAUAUUAAUGAAUGUGACAGUGAUUAUCAUGAGGAAAGAACAAUUCUACCUAUGUCAAGAGCUUUCCGUGGUAAACACCUCUCUUUUAUAGUUCGAUUUCCAAACCAGGGCAGACAGGUAGAUGACUUGGAGGUAUGGUCUCAUACAAAUGAUACAAUUGGUUCAGUUCGACGAUGUAUUCUCAAUCGUAUUAAAGCCAAUGUAGCCCAUACAAAAAUUGAACUUUUUGUGGGCGGUGAACUGAUUGAUCCUGGAGAUGACAGAAAGUUGAUUGGACAAUUAAACCUAAAAGAUAAAUCGCUAAUUACAGCCAAACUUACACAAGUAAGUUCCAAUAUGCCUUCAAGCCCUGAUAGCUCUUCUGAUUCUUCAACUGGAUCUCCUGGAAACCAUGGUAAUCAUUAUAGUGAUGGCCCCAAUCCUGAAGUAGAAAGCUGUCUGCCUGGAGUGAUAAUGUCACUGCAUCCCAGAUACAUCUCUUUCCUUUGGCAAGUUGCAGAUUUAGGUAGCAGCCUAAACAUGCCACCUCUUAGAGAUGGAGCAAGAGUGCUAAUGAAACUUAUGCCACCAGAUAGCACAACAAUAGAAAAAUUAAGAGCUAUUUGUUUAGACCAUGCCAAACUUGGAGAAAGCAGCCUUAGUCCAUCUCUUGACUCACUAUUCUUUGGUCCUUCAGCCUCACAAGUGCUAUACUUAACAGAGGUCAUCUAUGCCUUGUUAAUGCCUGCUGGUGCACCCCUAGCUGAGGAUUCCUCUGAUUUUCAGUUUCACUUUUUGAAAAGUGGUGGUCUACCCCUUGUCUUGAGUAUGCUAACAAGAAAUAACUUCCUACCAAAUGCAGACAUGGAAACUCGGAGGGGUGCUUACCUCAAUGCUCUUAAAAUAGCCAAACUGUUGCUAACUGCCAUUGGCUAUGGCCAUGUUCGGGCUGUGGCAGAAGCUUGUCAGCCAGGUGCAGAAGGCGUGAAUCCAUCGGUCAACCAGGUUAUUCAUGAUCAAGCAGUGGUGCUACAAAGUGCCCUUCAGAGCAUUCCUAACCCAUCAUCUGAAUGCAUGCUUAGAAAUGUGUCUGUUCGUCUUGCUCAGCAGAUAUCUGAUGAGGCAUCAAGAUAUAUGCCUGAUAUUUGUGUAAUAAGAGCUAUUCAAAAGAUUAUCUGGGCAUCAGGAUGCGGAGCAUUACAGCUAGUAUUUAGCCCAAAUGAAGAAAUUACUAAAAUUUAUGAGAAGACUAAUGCAGGCAAUGAACUGGACUUGGAAGAUGAACAAGUUUGCUGUGAAGCAUUGGAAGUGAUGACAUUAUGUUUUGCCUUGAUUCCAACAGCCUUAGACACUCUAAGUAAAGAAAAAGCUUGGCAGACAUUCAUUAUUGACUUAUUGUUACACUGUCACAGCAAAACUGUUCGUCAAGUGGCACAGGAGCAAUUCUUUUUAAUGUGCACCAGAUGCUGCAUGGGACACAGGCCUCUGCUUUUCUUCAUUACUCUACUCUUUACUGUUUUGGGGAGCACAGCCAGAGAGAGGGCCAAACAUUCAGGCGACUACUUCAUUCUCUUAAGGCACCUUCUUAAUUAUGCUUACAACAGUAAUAUUAAUGUACCCAAUGCUGAAGUUCUUCUCAAUAAUGAAAUCGAUUGGCUUAAAAGAAUUAGGGAUGAUGUUAAAAGAACAGGUGACACAGGUGUAGAAGAGACAAUUUUGGAGGGCCACCUUGGAGUAACAAAAGAGUUACUAGCCUUUCAGACUCCUGAGAAGAAGUUUCAUAUUGGUUGUGAAAAAGGAGGUGCUAAUCUCAUUAAAGAACUAAUAGAUGAUUUCAUCUUUCCUGCCUCCAAUGUUUACCUGCAGUAUAUGAGAAAUGGAGAGCUCCCGGCCGAACAGGCUAUCCCAGUCUGUAGUUCACCAGCUACAAUUAAUGCUGGUUUUGAGUUACUUGUAGCAUUAGCUGUUGGCUGUGUGAGAAAUCUCAAACAGAUAGUAGACUCUUUGACUGAAAUGUAUUACAUUGGCACAGCAAUAACUACUUGUGAAGCACUUACUGAGUGGGAAUAUCUACCACCUGUUGGACCCCGCCCACCAAAAGGAUUUGUGGGGCUGAAAAAUGCUGGUGCUACUUGUUAUAUGAAUUCUGUGAUUCAGCAACUCUACAUGAUUCCCUCCAUCAGGAAUGGUAUUCUUGCAAUUGAAGGCACAGGUAGUGAUGUAGAUGAUGAUAUGUCUGGGGAUGAGAAGCAAGACAAUGAGAGUAAUGUUGAUCCCAGGGAUGAUGUAUUUGGAUAUCCUCAACAAUUUGAAGACAAACCAGCAUUAAGUAAAACAGAAGAUAGGAAAGAAUACAACAUUGGUGUCCUAAGACACCUUCAGGUCAUCUUUGGUCAUUUAGCUGCUUCUAGACUACAAUAUUAUGUACCCAGAGGAUUUUGGAAACAAUUCAGGCUUUGGGGUGAACCUGUUAAUCUUCGUGAACAACAUGAUGCUUUAGAAUUUUUUAAUUCAUUGGUGGAUAGUUUAGAUGAAGCUUUAAAAGCCUUAGGACAUCCAGCUAUGCUAAGUAAAGUCUUAGGAGGUUCAUUUGCUGAUCAGAAGAUUUGCCAAGGCUGCCCACAUAGGUACGAAUGUGAAGAAUCUUUCACGACUCUGAAUGUAGACAUUAGGAAUCACCAAAAUCUUCUUGACUCUUUGGAACAGUAUGUCAAAGGAGACUUAUUAGAAGGGGCAAAUGCAUAUCAUUGUGAAAAAUGCAAUAAAAAGGUUGAUACUGUAAAGCGCUUACUAAUUAAAAAAUUGCCUCCUGUUCUUGCUAUCCAACUAAAACGAUUUGACUACGACUGGGAAAGAGAAUGUGCAAUCAAGUUUAAUGAUUAUUUUGAAUUUCCUCGUGAGCUGGACAUGGAACCUUACACAGUUGCAGGUGUUGCUAAGCUGGAGAGAGAUAAUGCAAACCCAGAAAGUCAGUUGAUACAACAGAAUGAGCAGUCUGAAAAUGAGAAAGCAGGGAGCACAAAAUACAGACUUGUGGGUGUACUUGUACACAGUGGUCAAGCAAGUGGGGGACAUUAUUAUUCUUACAUCAUUCAAAGGAAUGGUGGAGAUGGGGAGAGAAAUCGCUGGUAUAAAUUUGAUGAUGGAGAUGUAACAGAGUGUAAAAUGGAUGACGAUGAAGAAAUGAAAAACCAGUGCUUUGGUGGAGAGUACAUGGGAGAAGUAUUUGAUCACAUGAUGAAGCGCAUGUCAUAUAGACGCCAGAAAAGGUGGUGGAAUGCUUAUAUACUUUUUUAUGAACGGAUGGAUACAAUAGACCAGGAUGAUGAGUUGAUAAAAUACAUAUCAGAGCUUGCUAUCACCACAAGACCCCAUCAGAUUGUUAUGCCAUCAGCCAUUGAGAGAAGUGUACGGAAACAGAAUGUACAAUUCAUGCAUAACCGAAUGCAAUACAGUUUGGAGUAUUUUCAGUUCAUGAAAAAACUGCUCACGUGUAAUGGUGUUUACUUAAACCCACCUCCAGGGCAAGAUCACCUGUUGCCUGAAGCAGAAGAAAUCACUAUGAUUAGUAUUCAACUUGCUGCUAGGUUCCUUUUUACUACAGGAUUUCACACGAAGAAAAUAGUCCGUGGCUCUGCCAGUGACUGGUAUGAUGCAUUAUGUAUUCUCCUUCGUCACAGCAAGAACGUACGUUUUUGGUUUGCUCAUAAUGUCCUUUUUAAUGUUUCAAACCGCUUCUCUGAAUAUCUUUUGGAAUGCCCGAGUGCAGAAGUGAGGGGUGCAUUUGCAAAACUUAUAGUUUUUAUUGCACAUUUUUCCUUGCAAGAUGGACCGUGUCCUUCACCUUUUGCAUCUCCUGGACCUUCUAGUCAGGCUUAUGACAAUUUAAGCUUGAGUGAUCAUUUAUUAAGAGCAGUACUAAAUCUCUUGAGGAGAGAAGUUUCAGAGCAUGGACGUCAUUUACAGCAGUAUUUCAACUUGUUUGUAAUGUAUGCCAAUUUAGGGUUCUCUGCAUUUACACACAGACUGCAGGAGGAGUAUACUUUGGAGAGGAAUCCAAGGGUAAUUCAUAAUGCCCUUAAAGGAAUUCCAGAUGACCGAGAUGGGCUAUUUGACACAAUCCAGCGUUCUAAGAAUCAUUAUCAAAAAAGAGCAUACCAGUGUAUAAAAUGUAUGGUAGCUCUCUUUAGCAAUUGUCCUGUCGCUUACCAAAUCCUACAGGGCAAUGGAGAUCUUAAGAGGAAGUGGACCUGGGCAGUAGAAUGGCUUGGAGAUGAACUUGAAAGAAGACCAUACACGGGCAAUCCUCAAUAUACUUACAACAAUUGGUCUCCCCCAGUGCAAAGCAAUGAAACAUCAAAUGGCUAUUUCUUGGAGAGAUCACAUAGCGCUAGGAUGACUCUUGCUAAAGCUUGUGAACUCUGUCCAGAGGAGGUAAAAAACGCCACCAGUGUGCAACAGAUAGAAAUGGAAGAAAGCAAAGAGCCAGAUGACCAAGAUGCCCCAGACGAGCAUGAAUCACCUCCACCUGAAGAUGCCCCAUUAUAUCCCCAUUCACCUGGAUCUCAAUAUCAGCAGAAUAAUCAUGUGCAUGGACAGCCAUAUACAGGCCCAGCAGCACAUCACAUGAACAACCCUCAGAGAACUGGCCAACGAGCACAAGAAAAUUAUGAAGGCAGUGAAGAAGUUUCCCCACCUCAGACUAAGGAUCAGUGAAAUGCACAUACUUAACUGGUUCCAUCAAGACUGUGCACCCAGGCCUUACAGUCCAACUUUUUUCUGUGUCUGGCUAAUAUUUAAAACUAGAAAAACUAUUCCUAAUCAACUUGGAGUGGAGAGUUUAUUCACUGUCUUAUCUGCAGAAAUUUGCUGUCAAUAUAUAACCCGCCUGCAGUGGAAAGUGUAUAGUGUUUUGUAAUAAAUGGCCUGAUGCUAAUGUGUAAAUGGCAAAGGUGUAUAUAGUAUAUUAAUGUUUGACUGUUAAUUCUUAAGCAAGAAACUUUUUUCUUGAUGAGACUCACAGAUCUACAAAAACUACAAAAUUAAUUUUCUUGUUUAUACCCACUGCACUCUGCAACCAGUGUUGCCUGCCUUGUGGCAGUUGGAUCAACUCCUUUACAAAAACAAAAAAAUAAAACAACAGUGCAACAAAACAGCCCACUCAUGUCAGCCACACCGAUAGUUUCAUGUUAUAAAUCUUUGCCACUGGAAUCACUUUUACUAUGAACGAAGGCUGGUAACCUUUAAAUUAUUUGGUUGAUGUGGAAAAUUGGUGAUGUAACAUUGUUUCUAGAUCUUUUUUCAUUGCCUUUUUAUUCUGAUAUUAGGUUAAUAUCUUUGAAGCUAUAGUUAAUGCUGUAACAUUUAGCAUGGCUUCACACCAAGUUAGUGUAGCCAACAGAGGAAAAAAUUACCAUAAUGACUGCAGUUGUCCUGAAGUGACAGCUGUAUUGCUCAGAGCUUUUCCUUCUUAUACCUAGAAUAUAAAAUAUAAAACGAGGAGAGAAAUGUGACAGACAGUUUUCAGUUGCACAUAUAUGUUCCUUUUAAUGUUUGACAGUCUCUGGGUGGGACAAAGAAUACAUAAAUAUCGGUAAUGGGAAUUCUGAAAGAUUUAAAACAAAUAUGCAAAAAUGUGCUAGACCAGGAAGCUGGAGCAUAAUAGAAGACUGUAUUUGGUGUGCUUGUUUUGUUUCUUUAGUAGAGCUUGUUAGGCGAAAUCUUCUAAAACUUUCCUUCUGCUGGAUCCCAGUGAUGUGGAAGGCAUCAGAAUCCCACAGUACUUGGAGUACCUCUGCACCAAGAUGUCUGGCUGAUUUUUCUGCUCAGUCAUAAUUUUACUUGAAAAUGAGAAUUGUCCUAGCUCCUUUUCCAUUAUUCCAAAAAUUUUAAUGUUCAAAGCAGGGUCUAAUUUAAAAAAUAUAUUGGUUAAUAAAAUUGAAGUUUCAAAUUUCAGAAUAAACAUUUGCUUAAAGAUAAGGAACUCAUCAGUUAAUACUGUAUUUAAAAGAGAAUUGGUGACUUGAAUGUGUGUAAUUUUUUUGGAAUCUGUCAAAAAAACAACAAAUACCCCUGCAAACAGAUACAGCCCACCCUAUUCUAUUUAAAUACUUUGCUGUUUUAUUUUAUAGAAAUUAUUUUGCUGGAUUCACAAAUAGAAUUUGAUUUAAGAAGAAAAUUUUGUCCUGUGGUGUUUUUGGAUUUUUUGGUUACUUUUUUGUGGGUUUUUUUCUUCUUUUUUUUUCUUUAGGACUACAUAUGGAAAAUUAAUUCUGUGCAUAGCCUGCAUAGGCAUGACACCAAAUUCAGGAUUUCUAUCGCAUUGGGUUUUUGUGCACAGAAAUAUUUGACCUUUGGCCCUUAACUAAAGACAGAAAUAGAAUGUUGACACUGUAAAAGUUUACUAACAAUCAAUCUUGUACUUUUUGUAUGUUUUUAUAUACAUGUAUAUUUAAUGAGCACAAGCUUGGUUGUAUUUUGUACAAUUCAGUUAAGUGUAAAGGCUGUAGUUGGAACUGAACAAAGAAAGAAAUAAUUGAGCAUUGCAUUAUUUUGUGAUUAAAAGGGGCAGGUACAUAAGAUAAAGCUUUAGGUAUCUUGCAGUAAGCAUUCCAUAGUCAAUCUGUGCUUCUAGGCUUUCUUUAAUAUUAGGAAAUUUUGAUAUCAGAUAUUUUGUCUUUAUUUCAAGUAUGUUUUGGUUUGGGUUUUGUGGAGCUGGGGGUCCAGGGCCUGGAGCAUGCUAGGCAAGUGCUCUAUGACUAAGCUACACUCCCAGCCUGAAUUUGCUUAAGCAAAGGUUGUACAGUGUUUGCAGUUGCAACUGGAAGUCUUAACUUAAAAGUUCAGUUCAGUUAGAAGCUUCCUCAGCUAGUGAAGUGACUUAAUUUGGACAAGUUUCUAUUAAUUAUACCAUCUUACCAUCUGAAAGGUGGUUUUUACCUUUCUUGCGCCUUAAGAAAAGAAGGUAUGCCAUGUACUUAAUUUUAAAACAGUGACUUCCUAGAUAAGGGGAAAAAAAAACUUGACAUUUUAAAAGGCUGUGAAUUUUUCUCUUUGGAGGUGAAUUCCCUUUGGUUGCUUUGAAUUUACAAGCCUCAUACUGCCAAGUGAGGGCUUGUGAAUCCUGUUUCCCUCCAUUUGAGUAAGUCUUGUGACCAGAGUGAGGGAGAGUGAACGGUUAUUUUUGUUUGUUCGUGCAGAUUUUCUAUAUAUAACUCUUAGGCAAGCAUUAAUGUAUAACCAGAAAUUUUAAGAUGCAUGUUAUUGUAAGAGCAAUAUAGUGGUGAUUUUGAGGUCUUUUUCUGAACAUAAAUGGCACAUUUUACAUUUCAAAUCUUAAAAGUGCCUGAAUAUUAUUUAAUUCUCCCUCAGCUUUUUGUUUUGUUUUGUUUUUGUUUUGAGCCAUGUUUCCUACUUUAAAUAUUUGUUGCUGAAUUACUAGUUUGCCUUUGGAAGAAAAUAUUCCCAGGUUUCUAAAUGGCAUGAUUGCUCUAUAGAAAUUGAUAGAAUCUGUUAACGUAAAGACUAAAGAUAUUUUAGUUGUAAAACUGUGUGAACUAGGGCUUUGCCCUAUUGGAUCUAAGUAUUUUGGUGUACAACUUGGUAAAAACCACAUUGCUGCUGUUUCUAAGCUCUCCACCAACCAACCAAAUUUUCGUGUUCAGCAUCAUAGAGGCAGAAAUGAACCUAACCAUAUUUGGGGUUUUGUUUAUCUUUCCUUGAUUUUUUUUCUCUCAGUGAUAAUUUCCCAGCCUUGUGUCUUUAGCUAGUAUGUAUACAAAAGUAGAAUUAUUAAGAUGUUUUCUAUUUUUUUCAUGAUUAACUUUUAUUAGUAAUAAUUCUAAUCAUUAUACUGGUUAAAAAGAUGAAGUUUUUUUUAUUUCAAUUACUUUUUUGAGGGAAACCAAUGGGCUGAAUAUCCAGAUAUCUAUUUCAGAAUAGUUCCUCCAGGUUUUUAUUAGGAUUUUUUCCAGCUUACGUUCUCUCAACUAUUUUACUUUGCUGAAUUUUGCGGUUAAUUUGGUGGAUAUAUCCUGCCUUAUUUAGAAUUAUAACUGGAUAAGAAAAUUGCCUUUUCAUGAUAAGUGCCCAGUUUUGGUCUCUAGUUUGAAGGUACCAGGACAUACAUACUACGAUAAAGGAAAGACAACACCUCCUCUGCCCCAGCUUUUGUGUUACCAAGAAAAAACAUUCAGUACUGGUUUUAUCAUAAGAUUCAACCAGAAUUGGUCCUAUACCUACAUGAGUGCUCCAUGUUUGAAAAUGAAGUUUUGGGUGUGAUAAAUCACUACAGAAGUGCUGAAUGUAUUAAGAACUUGCUACCGAUUGUAUUCAUAACAAUUAUUUUGUGUUUGCAGAAAUGUAGCUCUUCUCCAAAUUUACAGGUGUAAGAAAAGGGGUAGGUGCACAUUUUAAAGUCACAUGAGUGCAAAUUUUAUUUUUGAAAUCCAGAUUCCAAAAAAGGAAAUUUCACCACCCAAAUCACACUUCUACUUCUUGGCCUUUUACAAGCCAACAGACUGACAUAAAGAUUGUCCACAGUUCCUAAGAUUUAGCACAUAUACAAAAAUAAAACUUUAUAAAUUAAA